UUGAAAGAAGCAAUGCAGACUUUGUGUUUGAAACGACCAACGAACAGAAAGGCAACACUUUUGUCAACGUUUCCGUCAUCUCCAACCUCUUCCUGAUACUGACAAGGUUCUCCAACUCCACACCUGAUUUAUGCUUUGCUUCAUAUUUCCUGCAGCCACUGGAGGGCAGAGUCACUUCACUGUAAACACGUAUGAGCAUGAACAACUAUUUCAAUGAUCUACUGAACGGACACAACAGGUAGGCAGGGCUUCAUCAGCAGGAACAUGACGGCGCUUGUUGUGGGAUGUGUUUCCAGCAGGAAGUAGCAGCUGCUUGUUGUAUAAAAUAGACUUUGUUCUGGGGGAGAACUGUGAGGAGGGCUAGCGCUGUUCAGCAGAGCGAUGGCAUCCGACGGCCCUUUCCUGGUGGCUGCAGUGACCCUGAUGUCGGCCACACACCUGGGAUACCUGGCCCGGCGGGUCGGAAGGUGCAGGAUCGCUCUGAAGAUCAUGCCUCCUGUGGUCACUGGACCUCCAGAGUUUGAGAGGACUUUCCGUGCACAUCAGAACUGUGUGGAGUUCUACCCCAUCUUCCUGGUCGUGCUGUGGAGCUGUUCUACCUUCUUCAGUGAGCCGGUUGCAGCUGUAGGAGGUCUGGUCUACAUGGUCGCCCGGCACAUGUACUUCAACGGAUACGUCAAGUCCACCAAGAAGAGGUUACCGGGUUUUAUUCUGACUCUGGCUGUGUUGUUCAUUCUGUCUCUGCUGGCUUCCAUCGGAGUACUGCGUGGAAUACUGCACAAGUACUUUAACAUCCACCUCUGAAGAUUUUACGUCCAGCACCGAACUAUGUGGACCAGCAAAUUAAAUAAAUGAGAGUUUAAUGCUCAUCUUUUUUGAA
This is a messenger RNA of Acanthochromis polyacanthus (spiny chromis), 880 nucleotides long. It is a transcript of the gene mgst2, whose product is annotated as microsomal glutathione S-transferase 2. Gene Ontology annotation, cellular component: membrane; endoplasmic reticulum; nuclear envelope. Gene Ontology annotation, biological process: leukotriene biosynthetic process. Gene Ontology annotation, molecular function: glutathione peroxidase activity; enzyme activator activity; glutathione transferase activity. Bases 382 to 804 code for a protein of 140 amino acids. The record is from RefSeq and is a predicted model, not a curated record. NCBI's taxonomy places the organism in Eukaryota, Metazoa, Chordata, Actinopteri, Pomacentridae. The transcript is spliced from 5 exons.